Toxotes jaculatrix (banded archerfish) is the source of this 2384-nucleotide messenger RNA. Its product is annotated as polypeptide N-acetylgalactosaminyltransferase 18-like. The transcript has 11 exons. Bases 261 to 2114 code for a protein of 617 amino acids. Gene Ontology annotation, cellular component: Golgi apparatus. Lineage: Eukaryota; Metazoa; Chordata; Actinopteri; Toxotidae. The record is from RefSeq and is a predicted model, not a curated record.
UUCGCCGGCUGCUCAGCGGGGACUCUCCUUCUUAGUGUUACCGUCAGAAAUAUUAUUAUUCCAGCAGGUUUAAAACAGUCAAAGUCUCCCGGAGGAAUUUAACAAUGCCUCAACCUGGGACCUGAGAGCGCGGACGCGAAGUGAAUCCACAGCAUCGCAUCGCUGUUGACUCAUUUGUACACAUUUCUCGAGUGAGUCUCCUCCUCAGUUCACCUGCCUGAGCGCGUCGGGAACAAAAAGCCCAUGGAGGGAUUGUCGCGAUGCUGUGCACAAGGAGAACUAAAACUUUGGUGUCGACAUGCGUGAUCCUGAGCGGCAUGACCAACAUUGUGUGCCUGCUGUACGUCGGCUGGAUCACCAACUAUGUGGCCAACAGCGGUCCCAAAGUUGCGGAGAGCGGCGGCGAGGCGGAGAGAAAGUUGGAGGAGGACAGUAAAGGGGAAACCCUGAGGAUUAUCGAGAGGCUGGACCGGCUGGAGAGCGUCGUCAACGAGCACAUCAAAGAGACCCCGCUGAAGGAUGGGGAAGACACUGCAUCUUCGUCAGACUUGGCCUCAGACCCUGCCUCCUCGCUCUUCAACCACUGGGGUCACGACCUGGGCCCUGAGAGUCGAAGGGUCGCUCUUAAAAAGUUCCGUUACUAUGGCUACAAUGGCUACCUUAGUGACCGCAUAUCCCUCACUCGGCCGAUCCCAGAUUUACGACCGGACGGGUGCAGAAACAUGUCGUAUUCAUCAGACCUUCCUCAGCUCAGCAUCAUCUUCAUCUUUGUCAACGAGGCCUUGUCAGUGUUGCUGCGCUCCAUCCACACAGCCAUCCAGAGGACUCCGUCCCACCUGCUCAAAGAGAUCAUACUGGUCGAUGACCACAGCAACAGCUUGGAGCUGAAAGAGCACCUGCAGAGCUUUGUGGAGGAGACCAACGCUCAGCACGGCCCAGGAUUCGUCAAGUUGGUCCACCAUGACAAGCAGGAAGGGCUGAUCAGGUCCAGAGUCAGAGGAUGGAGGGCAGCCUCGGCUCCUGUGGUCGCCCUGUUCGACGCACACGUGGAGUUCAACACUGGAUGGGCGGAACCCAUUCUGCAGCGAAUAAAGGAGGACCGGACCCGGGUGGUGUCUCCCUCAUUUGACAACAUCAAAUACGACACCUUCGAGAUCGAGGAAUACCCACUGUCUGCUCAGGGCUUUGACUGGGAGCUGUGGUGCCGAUACCUCAACCCACCAAAGUCCUGGUGGACACAACGCAACAACACAGCCCCUAUCAGGAGCCCUGCUCUGAUUGGCUGCUUUGUGGUCGACAGAAAAUACUUUGAGGAGAUUGGCCUGUUAGAUGAAGGUAUGGAAAUUUAUGGCGGGGAAAACGUGGAGCUUGGCAUCAGGGUGUGGCAGUGUGGCGGCAGCGUGGAGGUCCUGCCCUGCUCGAGGAUCGCCCACAUUGAGCGUGCCCACAAGCCCUACACAGAGAACCUGACGGUCCAUGUGCGCCGUAAUGCUCUGAGGGCGGCUGAGGUCUGGAUGGACCAGUACAAGAGCCACGUCUACAUGGCCUGGAAUGUUCCACUGCAGAACUCAGGAAUAGACAUUGGGGACAUUUCUGAGAGAAAGGCCCUGCGAUCCAGACUCAACUGUCGACCGUUCAGCUGGUUCCUCUCCAACAUCUACCCCGAGCUCCGAUCCUACAGCAAUACAGUCGCUUAUGGAGUGUUGAAGAACAGUCUGAGAGACGACCUGUGUUUGGACCAAGGACCGGACACAGACAACAUUCCCAUCAUGUAUCUCUGUCAUGGUAUGACGCCGCAGCAGAACGUGUACUACACCAGCUCCCAGCAGCUCCACCUGGGAGUGCUGAGUCCGACAAUCGACGACGAUGAUAACAAGUGUCUGGUGGAUGUGAACAGCAGACCCAGGCUUCUGGAGUGCAGCUACGCAGCUACCAAGCACAUGAAGCUCACAUGGACGUUUGCUCAGGGCGGAUCCAUCCAGAACACAGAGUCUCAGCGUUGUCUGGAGCUGGUGGAGAGCAAACAGUCAGAGUUCAGUUUCCAGCUGGUCAUUCAGGACUGCACCGGUCAGAAAUGGACCAUCACUAACGUACUUACUGUCCUGCCACAGUGAACGCAGUGAACACCGCUCGGCUGCUGGAAAACCUUUGUUGUCAUGGACUAAUUUAGUAAACGAGGAGGUUAAAGCAAGCGACUCCCCCCCUUCAAAUUGAAAAACCAAACUGACCCAGAUCUGAAAUCGACUGUCACGGAGUUCUGGUGCAUGUUAAAACGGACUAACAUGCUGACCUAAGCAGUGAACUAAGUGUCCAAAGAAUGAGCUUGGAUACCGGACCUAUUUUUUAAUGGGAAUCUGCACAGAAUAUAUGUGCUUCAAUCAGAC